UGACUUGCAAAGGGCGCCAUAUUUGUUACGCACAAUAGAGAUUGAAACAUGGCUGCAACAGCCAGAUCGGACGCGCAAAUGAGACAGAAAUGUAAAAAAAUGCUGGGUUCUAAAGGUUCUCAAGAUCCGAUUGAACGUUUAAGACUACAAUGCCUCAGUCGAGGUUCAGCGGGCAUUAAAGGAAUUGGAAGGUAUGAUUGAGACUUAGUUGGUUGAUUUCAACCUGCGUAAGCCGCUCUAGUAUUUCAGUUGGCUUUUGCGAGUAAAGUUGUAGACCAUCACUUUUUCCUCUGAAGCUUACGUUUCUCAAAAAAUAGGCGUAUUUGAGUUUCAAUUGCCUCUACUGACGUAAAAAAAUGAUAAAAUGAUCUGUGUUUACUAGCCGUACAUGAACAUCUCUUUGCAAUUGUGUAGCAUAAACAGUUUUUUCCGGAAAAUUCUUUUUGUGCAGCACUGCUUAAUUUUGUAAUUGGACAGAUGUCGAUAGAAAAAGUCUUAUAAAGUUAAAGGGUUGAAGUUCUAUGUCGCUGUGACAGAAUGUUAACAGGAAGUGUUCAGUGUUUGCGCUCAUCGUUAAAAUCAUCGACGUUGUGUACAACAUAUGUUAACUUUGCUACUCUCCUUUCUUUCAGAGUUUUCAGAAUUAUGGAUGAUGACAGAAAUAGGUCUUUAGACUUCUCUGAAUUCAAGAAGGGUAUGCGUGAAUACGGCCUCUAUUUGGAUCCUAAGGUACUUUUGUAGCCCUAAGCUGGGGAAGCAAGUCAUGUUCAGGGUUUUCCUUCAAUACGCAUUCUAUACUACUUUGUAUCGUUGUUUUGCAAAACUAGUAAAGCUUAAGUUAAGUUACCUGAAAGGUUGUCAUACACAGCCACCCACACUUGGGUACGUAAUAAACUCUUUGAUUGUGGUUAUGUUUAUUAAAACCUCUUGCAGUAUAAAUAACUGAAAUACAGGUCUGGCUAGCAAAGAGUAAUAAAGCAAUAACGCAAAAUAUUUAGCUAAGGAGAAAGUGAUUGUAUUAGCAACCAAGAAGCGUAUAAUAUACGAUAUAAUAUAUGGACAUCUGUCCCAAAAUAUACAAGCAUAUAUUUUUAAAAUGUAAAAAAGAAAUGAUCCAUUACAAUUCAUUUUAUUGCUCAGUUCUCAAGAUGGCAAUCCUGUGAUCUGAUUGGCUACUGGUGCAGACAUACAAGCUCAUCUUGACAGCUUUGAUCCCACACAGGCUGCUUUAAAUAAUUAUAAUUUCCCCUUACAGCAGUCUUUAUAGGGAUAGAAUAAUAAAAACUUGACUUGGUCGUUCAUCAAUAAUUCAAAGUUAUUGUAUGGCACAAACAGCCUCAUUUAAAAACUGCAUAAAAAUCCCUGUAGGAGGGCAGUACUGUGACCCAAAUAUUUCCUUGACUGGUUGUCUCACUCAGUCAAAUAGUACAUACAGUGUAGUGUGACAGAAUAAAACCUUUGUAGACAAUAUGCAAAAAUUGUGAUAGAGACCUUAAAAAUUACCAAUUAUUUCUUCCUGUGAGAAUCAUUGAAUUAUAAACCUGCCUAUGGUAUAAAACUUAUCAUGCAUGAUGUAAAUGGCUUUUGUGUGGAUAUUUACACCGUAAUAUUUCCUCAGGAAUUACAGGAGUUAUUUAGUGCCUUUGACAAGGAUGGCAGUGGUGUUAUUGACUUUGAUGAGUUUCUCCUAGCUCUCAGAGUAAGUUUACAUAGUAUUGGUACAAUACCAAGAUUAUAGUUUGUAUUUAAGGAAAAGGAUUAGCCAAAGAAACUUCUUAGAAAUCGGAAGGUGGUUAAAGAACUACUGAGGUAUUAAAACCAUCAUUGAUUGCCUAAAAGCAAUAAUCUUACAAAAAAGAAUUCUUUAAAUAUAGAAUAGGCUCCCUAAACACCUACAAAAUGGUAAGGCAGUGAAACAAAUGUGCAGUCUAACAUCUUUAAAAUGUGGCUCUUUGACCCCAAAACUCUUACGUUCAAAGCUUGCUUUUUAGCUGCAAAUUCAAGUUUGAAUGUGCAGUCAGGCAUUAUCCAUGGAAAUCUGUUUACUUGGACACACUUUACAGACUGAAUCGGACUUCACUCACUCCAGUUACUAUUGUAAACAUUAAUCAAAUGCCACAGAUUUAGGAUUAUGGGUUUAUACUUUGCUCUCAUAAUUUUCCAGCCACCAAUGAGCAAAGCCAGGAAAGAUAUCAUUAAUGAAGCAUUUAAUAAACUGGAUAAGACAGGAGACAGUGUUAUCACAAUAGAUGAUCUCAGAGGGUAAGUGUGCUGGAUAUUUAAAAGGGCCUCAUCUUUCAGUUCAAUUUAUAGCCAUAUGAAACUCUCUGGUUUCAGUAUCUCCUAAGAUCACAUCAGCGAUUCUCCUUACUGUCUGCCUAACAAUUCUUGUGAUGUGAAUAUGAAAGCGAUCUUCACAGUAAUGAACACUACUUGAGCAGUAGUGAAAAUAAGGCCUGAAAAAAAUUCAGGCCUGUACAGGAUUUGAACCCAUGACCUCUGCAGUACCAUUGCAGCACUCUACCAACUGAGCUAACAAGCCAAUUGGGAGCUGCUCAUUAUGUUGGUUCCAAAUAAACCUGUAAAGUAGUGAAUAAACGACUGUGAAUAUAUGAAAGCCAUAUAUUUGAACUGCAGAUAAAAACAUGAAUAUGAAAGUGAUCUUUACAGUAAUGAACACUACUUGAGCAGUAGCAAAAAUAAGGCUUGAAAAAAAUAUUCAGGCCUGUACGGGAUUUGAACCCACUACUGCGCAAGUAGUGUUCAUUACUGGGAAGAUUGCUUUUUAUAUUCACGUCUUUAUCCGCAGUUAAAAUUUUUGACUUUCAUAUAUUCACAGUUGUUGAUUCUUGUGAUAUUAGUUCAGAGAAUUUGGCAUUGGAUCAACUUAUAAUCCCCUUAUUGAUAUUUUUCUUUAUUUCCAUCACUUACAUGUAUCUGCUUGAAAUUUUGAGGAGAAAUUCUGUCUUGGUUACUCAUGGUCAAAAGAAAAGCCAGUUAUAUUUUGGACAGAAUAAUAAUUCUUUGAUUUUUCCUCUCUGCUGGUGGAGGAAAAUUCCAAAAUUUACCUCAUCUGGGAGAAUUUAAGUUAAAUAUAUCAGAGACCAAGAGAUUUGUUUUCAACACUGUUUGUUAUUUUUGUUGUCAGAAUAAUAAUAUUAAUUAUUUUAUUAUCAAAAUUGAUUCAGAGUUUAUAAUGUGAAGAUGCACCCUAAAUACCAGAAUGGAGAAAUGACAGAGGAGCAGAUUUUUACAAAAUUUUUAAAUACAUUUGAAGUGGGCAGCAAUGAAGUGGAUGGAACGGUAAGAUAUAAGAGGGUUCGUUGUUCCUCUUUUCAGAGUUUUUCAUGUUACAUGUAUGCAGUGCAGUAAAUUACCAAAUGAUAGUUGCAUGUAAUCUCAAAAUUAAAGUGAUAGUAUUAAAAGGGAAAACCAGAAAAACAUGAGUCUACUUUUAGACUAAUGCACCAAUCAAUUUGAAGCUUUAACAUUUCUUCCCCCCUUACCCCCCCCCCCCCCUCUAAGCAACCCAUGGGCAUUUGAGCAUCAUCCAUGCCUGAGAGGAGAGGAAUUUGAAACUUAGCUGGCUGGGGUGGGGAAUUUGAACCCAAAGUGUCUAGUAUUUCCAGUGGUAUGCAAGUGUUAUAUCUGUACAGAGGUAUGUAAAGAUAAGUAGUUCAUUUUCUGAUGUGAAUUGCUAAGAUGAUAACUGGUCUAGGGUUUUAAAGCCUGGUCAAUGCGUAGAAAGUUGUGGUUUCUAAUUUUGCCUUUCAUGAAAAAAUUAUCAUCAAAACCGACACUUGGGUGGGGCAUUUGAACACAGUUUUUGGGCAGGGGGGCUGAGGAAAAAGGAUUUUGAGCAAACCAGUCUUCAAAAGUUCAAACGCUUGGAAUUGCUGGUAACUGGCUUUGAUUGAAAGCCCUGGUUUUUCUUAUCUGAUAGAGCAAAGAUUCCUACACUAAAUGUGUUAGUUCAGUGUAUGGCACUUGGCUCUGGGUUGAAAGAUCCACUUUUGAAGCUUGGCUGUGUAAUAGAAAUUGCUAAACAUUUAAAACUUCCCUUUUUCUGUUACUCUUCCAGAUUACUCGUGACGAAUUCAUGAACUACUACGCUGGUGUCAGUGCCUCGAUAGACAACGAUGCCUACUUCAUCCUCAUGAUGAAAAAUGCUUACAAAAUCUAAAGAAAUUCCUCAUUUCUGUCGUAAAUUGAUAUAGGACACACCUUGCACAGCAUUCUUUAGAACUAUUACUGUUCUGUAGCAUACUGUUCAGUGCUAGCUGGAGGUCAAGAGAAAGUUGUUCAGGACAAUUUAUGUG
Molecule: messenger RNA, 4319 nt
Organism: Pocillopora meandrina
Lineage: Eukaryota; Metazoa; Cnidaria; Anthozoa; Scleractinia; Pocilloporidae
Source: the annotation of a GenBank genome assembly